UUGUUAUUGAGCGGCGCGGCAACGGCCGAUUUCAAAUGUCAACCAGGUGCAAAGUGGCAAAGCGAAUAAAAACAUUCAAAACGGCGACUGCGCCCGCGAAUUUCAAGUGUUUUGUGAGAAAAAGAGUGCUAAAUCUGCAGAAGGAUAAUGUGAAAAGCGAAGCAAUUUGCAAGGCAAAACACUGCGCAAGGAUAUAGAGAAAUAAAAUGCCUUACGGACAUUGGUGAUAACUGCUGUGUCCUGUUUAGUCAGUGGCAGUUUUCAGUGGAUAUUCGUUGUGUCUGGGCGGUGUGGACUUUUGUAAAGUGUUUAAGUUUUAGUGGAAAGUUGUUUUUAAUAUAUUUAUACUUCAAUUGAAUAUUUAAAAAGUAUUGAAAUCUACAAAUAAAGAAAAAGCAAGGUGCUUACACCACAAAAAUUGCUGCAUUAAAAAUGAAAUAGUAGUGCAGUGCACGAAGUGAAUUACGGCUUGCUGAUUUGUUUGAAUUACUGCUUGUCUGGCUGCCUGCCUACCUGGCUUGGAAGUCUACAUGCUUAUCUACCUAAACAAUCUGAUUCACACUUUUAUCCUGUGGGAAUAAAAGAAAAUCUUCGCUGUGCGUCGCUUUGAAAACCUAUGCUGUAUGCAAAACCGGAGCAGCAACCUCCAUUGCUUGGGUAGAAAAAUUCAUGAAAAAUCGAUAUUCGCAAUAAAAACAAGACCAAGGGAAAAAAGGCAGCCGCACUCUGGCCAAAGUACAUACAUACCUAGUUGUUUGUGCCUUUCCGAUUGGAUGAAUGGACAAGCUUGCGGCGUUGCAUAGGCAAAUCCAGUAAGAAUAAACAACUACAUAUGUAUGUGCAUGUGUAUAUCUAAAAGCAUAAAAAAAUAUGCCAACUCCACCAUAAAAUUCAGUAAUUCUUUGUCUGAUUUUUCGUUUGGCGGCCUGUGUCCUAAAUUCCUUUGGUCGCGUGCUCAAUUUUGUGUAUUUUUGGAACUCCAUACACUUAAUACGUACAUUUGUAUGCCCAUACAUAUGUGUAAUAACCAUUAUAACUACUAACUGCCAUUGCUUGAAAGGAACUGUUAGCUAGGAUUUGGAAACUGUGACACUCAUACCUACCUAUACACUCUUGCCAAAAAUUUAAAACUGCCUCCUAAAUAGUACUUCUGUGUAUGCCCACAUUUUUGAUUUAGAUAUUCUUUUCGAAUGCUCCAAAUGAGUCAUGAGCACCGCGAGAAGUUUUUGAAUGCCUUAAAAAAUAAUUUUAUGAAUAAAAUUUAAUGGCAAAACGAAUAAACGAAUUUAAGUAAAUUUUAGUGUGUACUAAGAAAGUUUAACGUGGUUAUUUUCGGUUAAUAUUGCAUUCAAGUUAAAACUCACUAGCCGCCAGUAUUCCAACCAACAUGAAAACUCGUCUCGUUUCGUUAACCUACCGCGGCAGCGCUUCUGUAGAUCCGCGCUAUUCCGCUGCUAUGCUGCCAUGGACUAUCAAUGAUAUUCGCUCCACUGAGAGUUACUCGAAGCUGUCCGUUGGCAUCGAAAAUGGCAUACUCGAGUCGUACAACUCCGAUUUCGAAUUACAAUUCAGUCAUCCACUCAAGCAUAUUGUCGGCAUGUGCCGCAUCGUUCACAAGCAGAGCAACGCAAAAAGCGCCGGCAAUGGGUUUCUUCAAUUGAAGGCUUUCACUAACGGUGGCAAUAGCAGCAACAAUACGAAUGGUUUUAAGUCAAGCAAUACCACUGGUGGACCUCUGACCACCUCCACUUCGUAUGGUUCACUAUCUUCGAGUGCCGCACUGCGUGAAAGGGAACGCGAGCGCGAGCGCGAGCGGGAGAGUGCUAAUGGCGCAGAGGGUGGUGCAAAUGAUGCAGCGAAUGGUGGAAAUGCAAAUAAUUUCAUGGAAUUCCUUGGUCCCAUCACCGGACUGGUGUACUUGAUGAAGGAUCCACGCGAUCCGCUCUUACAUAUAUAUCUCUUCGAAUGUGAAGCUGUUGAGGAGAUGGCCGAACUCAUGCAUCAAAUGCGUGAUCCAGCGCAUACGCUAGGCGGCUCUGUGGGCAGCAUACCACAGACGUUUGUCGCCAAUGGCUCCAACAGCGACAUGUCCAUGCAGCGCGCGCUCACCGGCAAUGGCAACGGCGGCAUACACACCACACCGGCCACGAAUCUCAAACUUAGCGAAGCCGUACGCAAUGCUCAACACGAUGCUAGUCCCAAUAUCGUCUCAUCGAAGAUGAAAUCAUCUAAGUCAUACACGCAUGGCUUGAGCAAUUCAGCGGGCACAGUGCACAUUCCAACGUCUACCUCUGCGCAGAGCAAUCUCUCGCUACUUGCCGAUAUCUCACCCAAUCACACGCACUUCUUCGAGGUUAUGUAUGUAGGUAAAAUUCGUGUAUCGCACAAGCGUGUGCCCUUCUCUUUCAUCGAUGAUGCCUUGCCCAAGUUCAGGGCGUACGAUGCACAACGCACACGUCUAAUGCAGUUAACCACUGCCGCUUCAUCCUCAACUGUUGGCGCAACGUCACAAAUGGCAACAAAUCGUAAACUUUCAUUGAAUGUCGAGUGCACUAGCGGCAAUAAUAGCGCAAUAACUUUCGACCUUAAAAACACUUCGCUCAAGGAGAGCGAUGCUGAGGAGUCGACCGAAGCGGAAGUGGAUACGGAGGCAGAAGCUGAAGCUGAAGCUGAGACUGCAACGGAACGGAUUCAACCGCACGAUGCACCGUGCAGUCAGAGCGUAGAAGCGGCCAUUUCAGAAUUGGCAAUGCAAAAAAAUAGUGCACAACCGGCUGAGGAUGAGCAAAAAAUGUCGAACAAAGAAAAUAAAUCACCGAAACGUUUAAUGCGCGGCAUGAGUCACACGGAACUUCCUGUUAAGAAAGACAUCCCCAAGCAACGCGAUCGCUCUGCUUCGUAUGGCUGCAUUCCACCUUACGUGGAGCAGAAUCGUACUAUGGUCUUCCUCGUUGGCCGCUCCGAUCUACGUCUCAUUUCGCCGGAUCGAAAACAAGUGUUGCUCUACAAGGAUUUCAAAGACGUCGCCAGCUGUGCGCAGGGUCAAAAGAAUCCCGAUCACUUUGGCAUCAUUUGCCGUGAGGUGCACAACGACGGCUACAUUGGCUACGUCUUCAGAUGCCAAUCGGAUCAUGUGUGCGACGAUAUUGUUGCUGCCAUUUCGCAGGCAUUCGUAACAUGCGCCGAGCAAAAGAAAAAGGAGGCCACACAGAUCUUCUCGUGCGAGCACUGCCCCAUGCUGUGGUAUCACAAACUCUGCACCGAUGUUGAGGGCUUAAGUGAGAAGAAGACACAAGCGAUGAUCUUUCGACGCAUAGAAUCGCUGACCGAUGAUGAGCAGGACAUGAUUUGGGCCAAGUACUAUGGUUCGGAGAAGACAAGCUCACCUUUGGCGGAACAAAAUCAAUUUUUAAUGAUGCUACUGCGCGCUCAUUGUGAAUCGCGCCAACAGCGUCAUGUGCACGAUACCGCAGAGAAUCGUUCGGAAUUUCUGAAUCAAUAUUUAGGUGGUAGCACCAUUUUCAUGAAGGCCAAGCGCUCGCUUACCAACUCAUUCGAUCACUUGCUGAAGCGGAAGGCUUCGAAAGAUGACAUCGGCGGGCCGCAUGGUUUGCGGGACCUUCAGGUGCGCGAAGCUUCCACCGAACCACAACCGGUUAGUCGUAGUGGCAAUGAAACGCCACCAGAGGGAUUCCGCUCACGUUCGAAUACGAUUGGUGGCGCUAGUCCGAGCAAACCCAGCGCAGAGCACUUAAAGAGUCCCAUGAUGGACAUCUUUAUAAAAGUCGGCAAUAGUCCGAAAGAAUCGGAAGCGCAUCAAGCUUCUUGGCGUCACGCGAUUUUAAAUAGUGUGGUUACACCAUCGAAAGGCAUGGACGGUGAUGCACAGAAUGAAUUUAUGUCACCGAUGAGAAUCAAAAAACGCAUUCGUGGUAAACGCACCCGCGAGGAACUUCGCGAUCUCUGGAAGACCGCAAUUCGCCAGACCAUUCUCUUGAAUCGCAUGGAAACCGAAAAUGCUAUGUUGCAGGCGCGUCAAAACGAAAACGAGCUCAAACGUAUCAAACUCGACUAUGAAGAGAUUGUGCCAUGUGACAAGCAGUUAAUCGAGCGUUGGGAGCAGAUUAUUGAGCGCGACUCCAUGAAGAUCGGCAACAAGAAAGAUCCCAAAGUGUUGGCACAAGCAAUCAAAUGUGGCGUACCACGUUCGAAACGUGGCGAUGUUUGGACCUUUCUCGCCGAUCAGCAUUCCAUGAAUACAGCACCAGUGGACACUAAGAAAUUUCCCAAUUUCAAUACACCCUAUCACACAUUACUGAAGAAUCUCACUGAACAUCAGCAUGCCAUCUUCAUCGAUCUGGGUCGUACCUUCCCCAAUCACAAAUUCUAUAAAGAUCCACUCGGUUUGGGACAAUUGUCACUGUUCAAUUUGCUCAAAGCGUAUUCUAUACUCGAUCCAGAGCUUGGCUAUUGUCAGGGCUUGGGUUUUAUAUGCGGCAUACUGCUGUUGCAUUGCGAUGAGGCCGAUGCUUUCCAAUUGCUCAAACAUCUCAUGUUCAGACGUCAGAUGCGUACCAAAUAUUUACCAGAUAUGAAGAAGUUCCAACUGCAAUUGUAUCAGCUGUCACGUCUAGUCAAGGAUCACUUACCAGAAUUGUAUAUCUGGCUCGAUCAGAACGAUGUAUCGCCAACAUUAUAUGCGGCACCAUGGAUACUCACAGUUUUCAGCUCACAAUUCCCAUUGGGUUAUGUGGCACGCGUUUUCGAUUUGCUCUUCCUAGAAUCAUCGGAAGUGAUUUUUAAAUUUGCUAUCGCUUUGCUGACAGUACACAAAGAUGAAUUGCUGGCGCGUGACAACUUUGAGGAAAUUAUGGAUUAUUUGAAAACAGUUGUACCGAAAAUGGAAGCAAAUACAAUGGAGAAAAUUAUGAAAUUGGUAUUCACUUUGGACGUCAGCAAGCAACUAAUCGAAUAUAAUGUCGAAUAUAAUGUAUUACAAGAAGAGAUCUCAACUGCAAAUCACCACUUGGAGAUGUUGAAUAGAGAAAAAACACGGAAUAUGCAUCUAGAACAGCAGCUGCAGUUUGCUCAAUCGUCGAUCGCACAGCUCGAGAAGACUCGCUCUUCUCAACAAAGCCAAAUCACCUCACUGCAAACACAGGUGCAAUCGCUCGAACUAACAAUACAAACACUCGGCCACUUCGUCUCCCAACUGGCCGAACACAAUGUCGAACUGGAAUUGCCCGGCGAUGUGCGACGCAUCCUGCAACAAUUGGAGGACUUGGAACGUCAGCGUCGCAAACCACAUUUCACUGAGCGCAAAAUCGGCAAAUCCGUAUCGGUCAACAGUCAUUUGGGGUUUCCACUAAAGGUGUUAGAAGAGUUGAGCGAAAAAGAAGAACAUGGUUCGCCACAAAAGAAGAAGGAGAAGACACCUUUUUUUGAACAUACCUAUGAACAAUUGCGACAACAGCAACGCAACGCACAAACAUCACCAACAUCACAGGCGGCGGCUAUGCAACAACGAAAAUUGCUGAGCAGUGCUAGCAGUUCACUGGAUGACAGCCCACACCUCCAGCAACCACAAACGCAGCAGCCACAGCAGCAGCAACAACGGCCAAAUCGCCUACUCGACUCCCCGGAAAUGCAAUCCAAAUUGACCGAACUCAAACUGUCCGACCAGUUGGAGCAACAGUUUGGCAGUGCAAAUAUACGCAGCCCUCUGGAAGUUGACAGUGGUGUGGGUACACCACUCAGCCCGCCCAGCACUAGCAGCAAUAGUAGUACUAGCGGACUAAGCACAGCCUCUACGGGUAGUGGUAGUAGCGCUAGAAAUGGUGUCGGAGGCGGCGGCGACAGCCUCUUUAGUCGAAUGGGUUAUAAGAAUACACCGACAGCGCUGUCACCACUCAACUGCCGGCAAACUUUAUACGGUGCAGGAAGUAUAACGCGAGGCGCCAGCAAAGUGGUGCCCCCAGUUUCGAUUAUAGUGCCCACUGAGCAACCAGAGUCGGGUGCGGGUAAUACAGAAAUGCAUCCCCUAAGCAUGGUGGGUGAGGUGAAUGUGCGUUUUAAUGGCACAACCCAAUUGAAAUCGAUACGACCCGUGCAUCAUAUGCGCCCGAUGGUCCCAGUGGCAGCGGGUGUGGCGGAGACAGCUGCUAGUGCAGACGACAGCAGUGCGAGUGGUAAUAACCUUGAUACGUCGAAUGCAGCUGCCACAAAUGGUCGCAGCUAACGGUUUUGAUUCAUAGCGAAAUUUUUGCGUAGCUUCUAUUAAAGAUACAGAAUAAAAGAACAAAAUACAUAGCAAAUGGAAGAAACAAAAAUAGCGAAAAACAUAGAAAAAUAUAGCGAACGCUGCGGCGAGUUUUCGAUUCGAUUGAUGGCGGAAAGACUUGAAAUAUUCCAAAAACGGGCAAUAUUUUAGCCACGAGAUAAAAAAUGAUGCACAAAUGAAAAUUGGGAUUUUUACUUAGUAUUGAAGCUAGUUGCCGCAAAUUUUUUUUUCUAAGUAUCUUCAAUUCGAUUACUUCCAUUGCGGCUACUUGAAGAAAAUACUUUUGGAAAAGCGAUCUUUCGAAAUCGUGAAUAAUUGAAGGCUUAUUUACUUAAGGAAAAAUUCAUUAAUAAUUUUUUCCCGUUUUCGAAACGAAGACCACCGCAGUUAAGAGCAACAAAAAAAGUUAUUCAUGUGCAUGUGCUUAAGUAAUAGAAAUUUGCUGUGAUUGCUUGCAACUCAUCAGAAAAAAAAAUUUUAUGGAAAUGAAAAUGAGUAAAAGAAAACGCUACAAAAAUGCUUUUAAAUGCCGCUAUUAGAAUUGAUAACUUUAAUAAAAGCACCUACGCCACACAAUCGCUAUGCAACAUUACAACCACAACAAAAAUUAAGAACUAAAUUUACAAAAUAUGCAGAAACAUUUAAUGGCUAUGUGUGUAUGUAAGAAUUAAGAUUUGUACGGUGGGAUUUUGUUGUGCAACUUCAACAUGGACGAGUUAAAACUUUUCUAAAAACAUACAGAAUCGAAUGGAUGCUGGAAUACUCUCUAACACAAAUACUUUGUAGGUACAUUUUUUUUGUAUGUACAUAUGUAAUGUGUAGACAUAUUCUACAAGUAAAGAGAAGAGCAACAAUUGCUUUUCAAUUUUUUUAUAAUAGCGUAAAUGAUUCUUGCAACAAUCGAUUUUCGGAUCUUUUCCCGAUUCCGUAGAGUAUGAUGUACUGCCGAUCUACUCCAGCAGUCAGAUAUCAGACAUCCAUGCAAGGCAAUAAGUUAUUUCUACUUAAACGUUUGCUUUGAAAUCAGAAUUUUUUAAAAGCGUUGCGAAGCUAAGUGCAAAAGCUACUAUAGUUCAUGUUGCGCUGAUUUAUCACCCCAAACAUUUUAGUUUUUUGUGUGUAUUUAUGAAAAUUAUGUUCCACUUUUAAAGUUACACAACAAAUCCUUCAACUCUUCGGACAGUGUAUUGAGGCUAGUCAUUGUUGCUACACUGUAGAAUGGAAGCAGAAAAAUCAAUAGAUCUAAGUACAACAGAAUUCUUAGCCCUUCGCAGUUUUUUUUUUUUUAUUUAAUUGUCUACAAUUAUGAGAAUUUUUUAGGCAAACUAAAAUGAAAAUCGCUGUUGUCAUCUGAAAGGUAGUCAUUGUUGAAAUCUUUGUAUGUAUUUAUAGUACAUAAUAAUUGGUUAAUGUAGGCGAAAAUUUGGAAAUAAUAGCAGCUAAUUACAUAUACACACAUAUAUAUAUGUAUAUAUGCAUGUAAUUGAAUAUUAGUAAGUAGAAACCAUAUUUUUGCAAAUUUAGUCUUUUAAGCCCCAUUUUAUACGUGUCAAGAGAUGAGUUGAAUCCAUUCGUAAGCUCACUAACUUCUUCCAGACUAGUUCCCAAAUGAAAGUGCCGACUAAAUAAUACCCAUAGUAUUCAUCUAAACGGUUAUACGUCUCGUAACCGCGUAAACCUCUUAUAUUUUUUUACUAGACGAUUUUUCAUGCUAAAAGUUCACUGAAAGGCUCACCAUUGCCUGUAGAGGGGCGCACACGAUUGAGAUGUCGCGAUGACUAGAGAUAUCAGGCUUGGGGUCUAUCGAAUUUUAGUUCGAACCUUUAACGACUCGGUAUAACCUAGUUUGUUGUUGUUGUUGUUGUAGCGGCUACAACAACGCCGCCCAGAUCGAUUGAUAUCUCAGUCGUUGUCUUCGAGUUCCACUAACGGCAGCCCCAAAAAGCGUGCAGCAUGCGUUUGAUAUGCUGUAUUCUAAUCUGGCCGAUACUAGUUUAUUUAACUUGCUAAUCUGUAUGCCAACCAGUCACGAUCAUAAAGCGUUGAUUCUCUGCGCGCUCGUACAAAACCUAUGUGAAGCUUAAAAAAUCAUCUCUUGUUUUGUACAUGACUGAUCUAAGUAACACCUCUAGUUUCCUUUUACAGGCAUAAUACUCUCAUCGAAAGCAUUACUUUUAUCUCUUGACCUCUGAAUUGGGACUAUGCUUCUAUCAAUGUUAGUUAAGCAAAAGAUAAGUUAUUGAAUGGAAUGUAAUUGAUUGUUGUUUUUUUUUUCUAAUUAGAGAAAGGAAAUGUGUACUUAAGAAAAGGGAUUGACUUAGAUUUUCUUUAAGUGUAGGUUUGUAUUGAUGUUUUAUGUAUGGAUUAGUUUGUCAUUAAUGUGUAAGGGUAAUAACAUUUUAGAAAAUAUCGAGCCCUAACCGCCUAAAAAAUGUAAGCGAAUUUUUUUUUUUUAACUUUUCGAUGCAGAAAUGCUACUAGAACAUCUAUAUAUGUAGAUGCUUGUCUGCAUCAAAAAGAAAAUUGUGAAAAAAGUUCACAUACGUUUUUUUGGCUGUAGGGUCUUGAUAUAUUUUUGAAAGGACUCACAAUGUGUCGAUAAAUCUUAUUGUCAUGAUAGAAAAAAAUGCUAACUGCUGCGACAAAGUUUAUGACAAUUUGGCUUGUGGUAAUACUUGGUGAAAUCUUUAAUUAUUUUAGUUUACAAAAACUUUUGCAUACAUAUGUACUUAUGUAUGUUUUUAAUAUAGUAUCUUUUAUUUAGCUAUUUCAUGGGACUUUGCGUUUGCCUCUUAUUUUAUUACAGUACAUAUACAUAUACAUAUAUGUUUUUAAUUUCACACAAAUUGGCUGAGAGUACCACACACACUUAGCAAGUAAAUAUUUAGUUAUUUAAGCAGAUAAAAAUCAUAUAUUGUAUAAUGAAAAAAUAAAUGCGUAUGCUUAUAGCUGUUAGGUUUAUAAUUGUAAAACCAUAAUAUAAAAAAAAAAUUAAGUAAAAAAAAAAUGUGCUAGAUGAAAAUAUAAUCGCUUAACUACCUACCUACAAAAACGUCUGUAUAAAAGUACAGAAAGUUAAAUUCAUAAUCUCUGUAGCAUAAGCUCGUGCGUAUAUAAUCAAAUUGUUCGAUUUAAUUGUGCGUGUUAUAAUUUAUUAAAAAA
Messenger RNA from Rhagoletis zephyria (snowberry fruit fly), 9442 nucleotides. It is a transcript of the gene plx, whose product is annotated as PTB_TBC1D1_like and TBC domain-containing protein plx. The record is from RefSeq and is a predicted model, not a curated record. NCBI's taxonomy places the organism in Eukaryota, Metazoa, Arthropoda, Insecta, Diptera, Tephritidae.